Molecule: messenger RNA, 1028 nt
Organism: Pipistrellus kuhlii (Kuhl's pipistrelle)
Lineage: Eukaryota; Metazoa; Chordata; Mammalia; Chiroptera; Vespertilionidae
Gene: THOC7
Product: THO complex 7
Exons: 8
Coding region: 156-770 (204 amino acids)
Biological process (GO): mRNA processing; mRNA export from nucleus
Cellular component (GO): THO complex part of transcription export complex
Source: RefSeq, a predicted model, not a curated record
GAGCGGGUCCCGCGGCGGCGGCGCGGCUCAGGCGUCGGAGCGGGCGGCAGCGGGCGCCGCCUCCGCCUCCAUGCUGUUUACCCGGCUGCAUUGUGGGAGUUUGACCUCCGCCGCCAACCGCCGCCUCAGCCCGCGCCGCCGCCGCCGCGCACGCCAUGGGAGCCGUGACUGACGACGAAGUCAUACGGAAGCGUCUCCUGAUUGAUGGAGAUGGCGCUGGAGAUGAUCGCAGAAUUAAUCUGCUAGUGAAAAGUUUCAUUAAAUGGUGCAACUCUGGAUCCCAGGAAGAGGGUUACAGCCAGUACCAACGUAUGCUGAGCACACUGUCCCAGUGUGAAUUUUCCAUGGGCAAAACUUUGCUGGUAUAUGAUAUGAAUCUCAGAGAGAUGGAAAAUUAUGAAAAAAUUUACAAAGAAAUAGAAUGUAGCAUUGCUGGAGCACAUGAAAAAAUUGCUGAGUGCAAAAAGCAGAUUCUUCAAGCAAAACGAAUACGAAAAAAUCGCCAAGAAUAUGAUGCUUUGGCAAAAGUGAUUCAGCAUCAUCCAGACAGGCAUGAGACAUUGAAGGAACUAGAAGCUCUGGGCAAAGAAUUGGAGCAUCUUUCACAUAUUAAAGAAAGUGUUGAAGACAAGCUGGAAUUGAGACGGAAACAGUUUCAUGUGCUUCUUAGUACCAUCCACGAACUUCAGCAAACACUGGAAAAUGAUGAGAAGCUCUCGGAGGUGGAGGAGGCUCAGGAAACAAGCAUGGAUGCUGAUCCUAAGCCCUAGGCCAGCGCUCGCCACUCCCAGCUACUGAAGUAGCAGCAUGAUCUUAGUGUGUUUAGCAUUUGCUGUGCUCUUGAGACAUUUAAAGUUUAGACAGUGAACUAAUUUGCUUUUAAAUGUUUAUGUACAGUUCAUUCAUAUUUCUUCACACAAAGGAAAAUGACUCCACUAUAAUAUUUGUUUUGUUAUUGAAAUACCUUUUUUAUUCUUAUACUUAAAAGGUAGUAUCCAAAACUGUUCAAUAAAACUUUUUCAAGCUCA